AUGGCAUUCAGCCAAAAUGAAGGAAAUAGGCACAUGGGAAUUAAACCAGUAACAACAGAUGAGGAAUACAAGGAAACAGAAAGAAUUGUGGGAGAGUUUGGCCAAGGAAUUGGGCAAGAGCUGCAUAAGAAGUUAUUGGAGAGGGCAAAAGCUAAAAAGAAUUGGUUGGAAGAUUGGUGGCGAGAUCGAGUGUACCUGACCAACAGAACACCUCUGGGAGUAUGUUCAAUGUAUGGGGCUAACAGGACAAUGGAAAGCUUCUGGCCACCGUGCAUUGGGACUAACAUUGAGAGGGCUGCUAUCAGCACUUGGUACAUGCUUCGAUACUUUGAAGAGCUUCGGAGAGAGUCAAUCCCCGUAGAGAAGAGUAAGACUGGUAAGAUGAUAUUUUCCAUGGACCAGGCCAGGUCUAUGUUUAAUGGAAGCAGAAUCCCAGGUCCUGAGGCAGAUCAACUCAUCAAUUCCUUCAGAACAGAGAGAGAAGGAUCUUGCCCAAAUCACAUGCUUGUUAGCUGCAAUGGCCAUCUAUUCAGGGUUGAUCCAUUUGAUAGUAGGGGGAAGCUUGUCAGUUCCAGAGAAUUAGCAAGACAACUUCAGAAUGUGAAGGAGCGUAGUAUGAAGAGAGGUCAAUGUAUGUCAUCAUUGACGGGGGAUGAGAGGAGUAGGUAUGCUGAUAACCACAAACAUUUGAAGAGUCUUCAUUCUAUUAAUGAAGAAUAUAUCAAGACGAUUGAUUCAGCCAUCGCUUUGCUUGCCUUAGACGAUUCCACCCCUUGCACUUAUACUGAGCUUGUCCAAGAAACAGUCAGUGGGAGAAAUGUGCACAAUCACUGGUUGGACAAAAGUGUUAUUCUGAUUGUCUACAAGAAUGGCUGUCUUUCCUGCAUAAGUGAUCAUGCUCCAUAUGAUGCUAUGGUAUGCGUUGAUAUGAUCUACUGGGGCUAUAAGAAGAUGGAACAGAAUGGAGGAAUAUGGCCCGAUACAGACUGUGAGGUUAGGGGGGAUUUAGCCCAGCCUCAAGAGUUAGUCUUCGUCACAGACCCAGCCAUUGAAAAUGCAAUCUUAACAGCAGAAGAAACCCAUUACAGAGCUGUGGAUAAUGUGGACAUUCUGUGUAGCUAUUUUCUUAACCUUGGCAAAGACUGGUGUAAGCAAUAUCGUAUCCAUCCAGAUUUCUUAUGUCAACUAGCUAUUCAGCUUGCGUACUACAAGAUGUAUAGAAGGCCUGCUGCAACGUAUGAGACGGCUACCACAAGACAGUUUUACCAUGGUAGAACAGAGACGUGUAGAUCAUGCUCUUCAGAAGCUCUGGCUUGGUGCAAAUCAAUGGUGGAUCCUGAGACAACGAAAGCAGAGCAAGCGGAGCUCUUGAAGGCAGCAUACAUCAAACAUUUCUCCUUGAUGAGUGAUGCCAUGCAGAAUAAAGGAUGCGACAGACAUCUCCUUGGUCUCUACUUCAUCUCAGAUGAACUAGGAAUGCCUCCUCCAGAUAUCUUCCUAGAUCAAGGGUUCAUCAAAAGUGGUGGAGGGGGUAACUUCACACUCUCUACCAGUCUCUCAGGGUAUAAGCCAUUCCUUGGUGUAGUACCUCCUAUGUGCCUGGAUGGGUACUUUAUCAGCUAUCGCAUCCUCAAUGACAAAUUGGAGUUUGUGGUAGUCACUUGUAAGAAUAGCACGGAGGCAGACAAUCUGACAAUGUUCAAGAAUAUUACUCAAUCUCUCAUACAAAUUAAAGACCUUACCAUGCAAGCUGCUUCAAAACUUUGAGACUUGGAGGAUCAUCCACAGAGCAUGGAUCUUUAACCCUGCUCUCAUCUACUUUCUUGAACUGAUUUCCCUAAACCAGUUUAAAGGUAAAUGCUAGUUUUGGUAACGAUAUCAAAAUGAGUUCGUACAGAAUCCAAUGAAAUGACCACCAAAGUGUCUGUUUGUAUAAAUAAAACGCAUGUGCCAAAGGAUUCUGGAAGAAAUUGUGUAAUUGCUGAGAAAUCAGCAAAUAAGCACAGGAUUCGGGUAGAGCGUCGGGGCCCGACGCUCAAAGCAAUAAUUAUACACAGUCCCACGUGCGCUUAUCUGUGUUAAGAAAGUUCAGUCUGAACAUUUUUCAGCGUAGAUUUCAAAAUUUCACAAAGUUCAGUUUAUGUAACUGUACCAAAUCUAGAUCCUCGAUGAUAUACUGACAAUUAAGCCUGGUUUUACAGACUUUCUCAUGAAAUCAGUGUUUACUGCAACUACUGGAAUUUCUCUUUAAGAAACCGGUUUUGCUAGCGUUCUCAAUACCCAUCUCCUGAACUGGUUUCUAGUACCAUGCUACGUACAGUGGUCUCGAUGCUAUUGGAACGCUCUCAGACUUUCAUAUGUUUUGUGCGAAAUUUGAAAGCCCAGUGUGGUCAUACUACACACAGUGUGAACCGAGUAGCAUGCCAUUAGGCACACACUAUUGUACUUCUGUGUCAAGAUUGCUCCGAAGAAUGGUCCUCACCUUCGCUUAACCCUAAAAGGACUGUGGGGGGGGGGGGCCAUCAUGGCUUCGCGCGAUAUUUCCGAAACGCAAAAAGAUAGCACCGCAAAAUUUCAUGACUUGUUUCUUUGAAGUCUCGCGCAACUUUCGAGACCAAAUUCGUGACAUACGGGUAUAGCAUCGCAAUGCUACGUGACUUUUUACGAGACAAUGUCAUGCCGAAAAUGGCUCAUUUUUAUACCUUGUGUACAAAGUCUACGGGAGAUGAAAUUCAUAAAACGGUGAUUAUUUUUUGUUAUAAUUGGUCUGCUUAAUUAAUUCAGGGUUUAAUUUAGUUGUAAAAUGGUCUGUAAUAAUUUCCAUUGAAAAAAAACAAUGAAAAACAAAAGAUGAAAAAACAGAGAAAUACAUAAGAAAUUCUAAAAACAGAAUAUGUAAGGAAAAAAAAUUGACUUUCGUAAUUUUUUUGGGAAACCUUUAAAUUAGAUCACAAAGAUUACAUCUGGAAAAAAGAUGAAAAUUUGAGGUGAAAUUGGGUGUUAAAUUUGCAAAUAAUGUUUUUUAAUGAGUAAAUUUGCUUAUUUCAUUCGUAAAAUAAUUAUUUUCAGAUUUUUUAAAUACUGGCUUGUAGUUUAUGUUGUAAAGAAUGCGCGUGCCAAAUUUUGGCGCGAACAGUGGCCGAGAUAAGGAGGGCCAUCAUGGCCCCCCCCCAGUCCUUUUAAGGUUAAGCCUAACGAGGCACUGCUCUCUUGAAAACGACAUCGCGAGGUGGUCUUCCAAACAGUCUUGGAAGACCACUAAAGAUCUCCUCCAAGACUGCUUCACGUGUUCCCAUUACGCACUAAACUGGUUUCCAAGAAAGUGGUUUUCAGUGAACUAGUUUAAGAAAGAAGAUGAGAACAGGGAUUCGGAGUAUCAUCCCGUAUUCAAGACCUUCAAUCUGUCUCGACUUCAGUUAUACGGCAAGCAUCGUCUUCAGAAUAAUUGUAUCAGUACUUUGUCAGCGAACUAACGCUCAGGGUCCACUUUUCAAGUUAUGGAAUGUUGUAUAGAUAUAUAACCCCUGACUGUUUAUAAUAGUGUAUGUAUUAAAAAAAUGAGUCCAAUAUUGCAUUGUGUUGCAUCAUGUGUAUUGUCAUGUACAAAAGUGCGUCAUCUCGUGGUUCACGUUUUGUUAAAAUUUUAACAAUGCAGUACAGUGACAUAAACGGGUAACUGCACUGCAAAUGCUUUAUGCUUAAACUCAUAUUUUAUAUUAAGCCUUUGUGAAAGUGAGUUUAGUUAUUAAGUGAAACCAUUUUUCUAACGAUUAUGAACUGAGAAAUAGUGCUCUGAGUAUAAUGACAUUGGACCAACAAUUUCAAGGAUUGAGUUUUUGCUUUAUUAUACACUCUCUGUCAAGCCAAAACCUGUGUACAUUGUUUUUAAAUUCAAAUUUUGUACAGUGGCAUAUAGUGCAAUUGAUUUAACGCCAAGUUUUGUAUCUUCUAUAAUGAUGUUUAUUUUAGGUGUCAUUUAUUUUCCUCCCUUUUGAUUAGCACCUUCUCUUUCCUUGUUAUCGCCUCCUUCCUCAUUCUCCCUCCCAAUAUUCUCUUCAUUCUCCUUAUUACCUCAUUCUCCCCCUCCUCUUGCCUUCCUUUUCACCUCUGUUCUUCCUCUGCUCCCUCCUCAUGCUCCUGUCUAACUAAAACACUAAAAUAAUGAAAAAAGGGUAUGUAUUUCGCAGGAAAACUAUGUGUUUACGGUCCAAUUUGCGAGGGUAUAAAAAAGACUAAAAUACUUAAAAUAGGAUGUACUUUUUGCCCCAACACUAUGAGGUUAGGGUGCGAUUUGAGAGAGGUGUGUGAGGUGGUACUAAUCCCAAUGAAAGUAAAGGUAAAGCCAACAUUUGUGAUCACGUCCGUGACAUAUCAAGAUAUCGUUGUACUUGUUUAGGGGGUCAACUCAGGGAAUACUUGUCAAGGGUAACAUUUGUGUCCAAUUCUUGUUAAGGGUAGGGUUUCACAUGCCAAUCCUUGUUGAGGGGUGCAUUUUCAGAACAUGGAAAAUACUUGUUUAGGGCACUUUUCGAAACCCCAUGGUCACGCAUGGUAUCCACUUGUCAAUGGAAGUGGUACCCCCAGGAUCUCGCCUUCCUUUUGCUCUUUCUUAUUGCUUAAAAGAGAGAUUGCUUUACAUGUAAAGGCUGCAAGUUAGGCUUGGCUGUUAUAGUGAAGCCAUGCAAUUGUCUGUAAAUGAUUUUAUAUGCUUAUACUAUAGUGCCUAUAAACAAAAGUCGCUCUGUAAUAAUGCAGGUUAAUUACUUUGGCUUUAUAAGCAGAGCAGCUAUUACAUGCUCUUGUGUUGUUUUUUUUACGUGAAAUCCUUUUCCCAAGAACAUUCUCAUGUUGUUUUUUACUGCUCUUUUAAGUCAAAUGAUAAAAUUAUCAUGCAGACUCACCUUGAAAAAAAAUCACUUUCGAUUUCUUUACUUUACAAGAACUUAUAACCCCUACCGGGGUGCCUUCGACUUCGGCAGUGACUUAGCGACCCUUCAGGGCCUUGGCUAUUUUUCAGAUUUUUUUUUCAGAGGGGAUGAUCAUGCCUGGUAUUUCAAGUAAUUAAUUCCUUCAAAGUCCCCAGUUAUCUCAACUGAAUUGAAUGUAACAUAAUAUGGAUAAUUGUCUUGCUGGAGGAAAUUACUGCCUGGGGAAGGAUUUGACCCCAGGCAGAGUGAGAACCACAGUAUUAUGGUGCUUAUACAAAUUAAAAGAAAUGAAUGAUUGUUAAAUGUUGAAUGUGAACAAUUAAUAGCACGUAUGUAGAGAUUUUUGUUGGAAUUAUGGAUAUGGAGGUGGCAAAGCCCUGAAUGAAAUAGUUGGGGUCACCGUAGUGGAAACUGAGAUCUCACUAGUAACCCAAAACAGUGCAUUAUUUGUUUUAUAAUUUUUAAACCAAUCCUGUCAACAUUCCACUUGCCAGAGUUAAAAACAAAUUGCCAAGCUAUCAGCAACAUCAAAUAAAUUACAAGACAUCUUGCAAUGAAAUAUCUUGUGGUAAAUAACUGAAAUUUUCUGUACUUUACAUGUAGGCAUGCAGCAUAUGAUAAGCAUGCUUCCUCAUUCCUUAUUGUGUGGGUAACCAGCUUCCUUGAUGAGAAAUACAUGAACAUGUACAGUGUAUGUGAUAGUGCACAAUAACAGAGUUUGUCACAUCAGGAUGUUAAAGCACAUUUUUUUGUUUGAUAUGAUUUUUUGUCGAAGAACAUGGAAAUUCCAUUGAUGGAUUAAUAUAAAUGUAAAAAAAGUGAUACUUCCCUCUACGUGACAAGGAUAGUUAAAGGACAGCAUUAUGCUUGUUUGAUUUUUCUCUACUGAUUCACUACUGAAAUUAGAAAAUAUUAGAUUCAUAUGUUGUUUAUAUUUCUGAUGAACAUAACGUUAUACUUUUACUUAAAUAUUUGAUAGAUUCUACCUCAGUAUUUUUUUAUGAUUUUGAUUUCACAAUUUAUAAAAUGAAAACCGAGCAUUUCAUCGACAUUUUCGUCCGACAAGUUUUCAGAUAUGACAAGUUUCCUUGAUUUUUAUUGGCUGAGAAGCAAUGUUACUAUGGUAACUGUCAGAUAAAACGGGACGUGUCGGAUAAAACAUCUGAGAAGUGCUUUCGUGAAAUGCUCCCCGGAUUGUUCUGGCAGUGAAUGUUUUAGGUGUUUUACAUUUGAGUUCUGCAAUCCUACGUUACACAGUACCUCCUCACACUGUCUUUCACACUAGAAACCAUUAAUAUCACAUUGAUUCUUUUUUAUGGCAACAAAACAAUGUCAGGUAGAUUAACUGGUAAUAUGUUACAGCUUGAUAAAAUGGAGAAGUGGCAUUUGUUUCUGCGAGAACAGUAAUAUAUUAAUUUUCCAUUAUGCAUGUUACACACAUAUGCAUCAGCUAGGGCACGUGUAAGAAUUGCAUGCACAAGGACUGUUCAGAUAUGCCCAAAGCAUAGCAAGGGCAUUUCAACUAUUUUCAAAUUCAAAUUUAUUAAAGGACAAGUCCACCCCCAACAAAAAGUUGGUUUGAAUAAAAAGAGAAAAAUCCAACAAACAAUGCUGACAGUUUCAUCAAAAUUGGAUGUAAAAUAAGAAAGUUUUGACAUUUUGAGUUUUGCUUGAUUUCACAAAACAAUUCUAUGCACAUCCCGGUCUGUAUGCAAAUGAGGGAACUGAUGACAUCACUUAUUAUUACUUAUUAUAGGAAGUAUGAAAUAUUCUAAUUUUCUCCCAAUUGUCCUGUGAAACAAAGUUUUAUUACUCCCUGAACAUGUGGAAUUACCAUUGUUUAACAUUUUAUGGGUCAAUCAAGUUUUUCCUUAUUGUCAAAUCUGUAAAAUUGAAAUAAGGUAUAAUUCAAACAUUACAAAACAAAAGAAAUAGUGAGUGAGGGACAUCAUCGAUUCUCUCAUUUGCAUGUGACUAAAUUGUGCAUAUAAUUAUUUUUGUGAAAAAUAAGCGAAACAUUAAAAUGUCAUAACUUUUUUUUUAUUUCACAUCCGAUUUUGAUGAAAUUUUCAGCAUAUCGCUUGUCUGAUUUUUCUCUAGUGAUUAAAAUCAACAUUUUUGUGAGGUCCAAUUUGAGGUGGACUUGACCUUUUAAGUUAGUAUAAUCAUACUAAGUAAAAUAAUUUGUGUCAUGAGAUGGCAAUGUGGAUCCUUGAUAAACCAUCUUCAUCUUAAAACGCUGACCAGUCAUAUUAAUUUAAUUACAGUAUGACAGUUCAUCAUCAGUCAUGAAUUUAUGCAUUAUUAAAAAGUUAAACUAAAAUUAAUCUGGUUAGUCAUGUGCACAUUGCAAAUAUCAUUGGACUAGGAUCGAAUGUGCAAAUUGAAGUUAUUCUCUGUAAUAAUAACAUUCCAAUUUGAGCAUGUUCAAAAGUUUUUUUACGAAAGUAGUAUUUUCUGCUUAGUUGAUAUAUAAACAAAUUUGUGUACAUUUUAAAGAGCUAAGAACAAAAUCAAUUUUGCAAGUAAGCUUUUUUUUCACAAUAUGUUUCUAUUUUCUCCAAGAUUUAAAUAAUGUAAUAAUGUAUUUUUUUUUAAAUGUGAAUAUUGAUCUGCUUAAUCAAUUGAUAUACAUGUAAUCAAUUGAUAAUCAUACGUAUGAUUUAUAUUAGUACAUGUAGAUCUAAUGUUAGAUAUAGUUGCAACUAAGUGGUUUUAAGUUUUAGAAUUCCUACAGAACAGAUAAUGCUUGAAGGGAUUUAGAGGUUUGAUAAUAGUAAGAGAUAAAUUCUGCAAGUAUGUUUUUUUUUUUAUAUUUAAAUGCGUUUCAGCACCAUUCUUCAUUGUUAUGACGCCGCCAAACUUUUAUAUCGAAUUAUUGUUAACAGUGUAAUGUACAUGUAAGUAUUGUGGAGUAACUCAGAAAAAUUGUGUUCUAAUAAGUUCCUGUAAAUCAAAGCUUGAAAUGAUGAAAUUGUAAAUAUUCUGGGGGAAAAUUGGGUAAUGUGCAUUGUGUUUGAUUUCAAUUACUGUUCAAAUUUCUAUGAAUAAAUGUUUAUUCUGAUAUAACA
Molecule: messenger RNA, 7999 nt
Organism: Lytechinus pictus (painted urchin)
Lineage: Eukaryota; Metazoa; Echinodermata; Echinoidea; Temnopleuroida; Toxopneustidae
Product: peroxisomal carnitine O-octanoyltransferase-like
Exons: 14
Coding region: 1-1767 (588 amino acids)
Cellular component (GO): peroxisome
Molecular function (GO): carnitine O-octanoyltransferase activity
Source: RefSeq, a predicted model, not a curated record